AGCCCCCAGAGAGCGGCGCGGCUCGGCUCGGCUCGGCUCGGCGGCUGCAACACAGCGGCGCUGCCGACCCACCCACCCACUGCCGGCGCUGCCUGGAGCAACGACUGCGGAACUGUGCGGGAUGCCGCUGCUCGUUUACAACCGCCCCGUAAGCCUACCUUCGUCCACCGGAGAGUUCAUUGAGCGUUAUUCCAGGUUAAAGGAAGGUGCAGAACAUUUGAAAUCGAAGCCCGCCAUCAAGGUAGAUCCUCCAGGUCUUUUAUAUAUUCAGCAAAGGGAAUUUGCAGCAACUGUUCCUCAGGAUGGCUCUGUAUCUACACUUGGAACAGAGGAUGCAACGACUUGCCAAGUGGUAGUUCUACGUCACACAGGUAGUGGAGCAACAGCAUUGGGGCACCUUGAUGGGUCAGAUACAGCAAUGACUGUGUCCAAAAUGUUAAAUGCUGUCCGCUCGUUAUCAGAUGGAUCCAGUAAUGGAAGAUACGAAGUUCACCUGGUAGGAGGAUACAUUGACGAGCAGUUGCUGUCACACAGGCUCACUCUGGAGCUGCUCGAAGCUUUCAACAGUCAGUCAGAGAACAUUCAUUUGGAAACCUACUGCGUAACAGAACUGAAUGACACAAAGAAGCAAAAUGUUCACUGGCCUGUGAUAUAUGGAAUAGCUGUAAAUGUGAAAACUGGAGAGAUUUUUCAAGCAACGUUCCCAGACCGAGGUCCAGAUGAGGAUGUUCGUGCUGCUCGGACUUUUCUGGGAGGUUCUAUGAUAUCAAUUUAUGAUGCAAAAGCAGAACAGAUGCAGAUUGAACCGUAUGAGUGGAUUCCAUUUCCAACUGCUGAAUUCUGGUUACAGCAGCCUGACCAUAGAAUAUUACAGUAUUUUUCAACAUCUCCUGUAGUUGAGCCCCCACACUUUGUAAAGCACUUGAAGAACAUUUUCCAAUUUCUGACUACCUCUCCAGAAGAGGCACUAUUUCCUAAGGGUGAGUCUAGGAUCUACAAAAAAACUGCAGCUGGUUUUUGGGAAAGGAUCCAUUAUGCUACUUAAACAUUUCUGCUACUCGUCUAUAAUGGUUUUAUUCCUUCUAAUUAAGUUGAACCCAAAGGAUUGGCAGUUCAUACAACAAAAUUAAUAUUUCCAUUCAAAUGACUUGCUACUAAGUAUUCCUGUGAGGCUUUAGUUUUUCAAUGUUGUUAUGCCAGAGGUUGGAGAUGGGUCCAUAUGGAAAUUCGUUAAUUUAUUGAAACUAGCAUCUAUAAUGAAAAAUAAAAAUACUUUGUUGAGAAC
Messenger RNA from Amblyraja radiata (thorny skate), 1285 nucleotides. It is a transcript of the gene ntan1, whose product is annotated as N-terminal asparagine amidase. NCBI's taxonomy places the organism in Eukaryota, Metazoa, Chordata, Chondrichthyes, Rajiformes, Rajidae. Gene Ontology annotation, cellular component: nucleus. The coding region runs from base 122 to 1045 and encodes 307 amino acids. Gene Ontology annotation, molecular function: protein-N-terminal asparagine amidohydrolase activity. Gene Ontology annotation, biological process: ubiquitin-dependent protein catabolic process. The record is from RefSeq and is a predicted model, not a curated record. The transcript has 10 exons.